Pediculus humanus corporis (human body louse) is the source of this 4032-nucleotide messenger RNA. Its product is annotated as adenomatous polyposis coli protein, putative. The transcript is spliced from 16 exons. Gene Ontology annotation, cellular component: cytoplasmic microtubule; beta-catenin destruction complex; catenin complex. NCBI's taxonomy places the organism in Eukaryota, Metazoa, Arthropoda, Insecta, Psocodea, Pediculidae. Gene Ontology annotation, molecular function: microtubule binding; beta-catenin binding; gamma-catenin binding. Gene Ontology annotation, biological process: positive regulation of protein catabolic process; negative regulation of canonical Wnt signaling pathway; regulation of cell differentiation. The record is from RefSeq and is a predicted model, not a curated record. The coding region runs from base 1 to 4032 and encodes 1343 amino acids.
AUGCAAAGUUAUAAAAACUUUGGAAACAAAGAAAUGAAUGUAAUUUCAAUUGAAGAAAACGAUUCUUUAGAUUUAAAUACAAAUUCAAAUCCGGUUAAUUUUAACUAUAAUACAGAUGAAGAUGAAGAAUAUAUAAAAAAUUCAAAUAAAUUAUUACAAAAAAAUAACGAGAGUAGGAUUUUAAACGUAUUUGAAACAAAUGCAAAUCAACUUCUCGACCUCAUUGAUUACAAUGCAAAUGAAAUUAUUGAUAUUAAUGAAGGGAGAGAACAUGAUUCAUUUACAACUUCUUCAAUAUUAAGCAAUAGAAAAUCACCGGUUUUGGAUUUACAUCUAAAGAAACAAGAAAAUAAAAUGGACAAUAAUUGUUUAGAGUUUGAUAAAGAAAGCUUGCCAGAUGACUUUUCAACGGAUUUUCAUUUGAUUUCAAAUGAUGAAAGUCAAGAUUUUAAUUCACUUUCAAGAGCUUACAGUCAAUUACAGUUGGAUGCCAAAGUAGAAAUGGUGUGCAAUUUAAUUUCAAUGUUAGGAACGAAUAAUAGAAAAGAUAUGUCGAAAACAUUUUUAGCCAUGUCCUCCUCGGUUGAAAGUUGUCAUGCAAUGCGUCAGAGCGGUUGUUUACCUUUACUUGUUCAACUUAUAUACUCUUCAGAACGUGAUGCCGAAAUAAGAAGUAGGGCUGCUCAAGCUUUACACAACAUAGUCCAUGCACAGAACGAUGAUAAACGUAAAAGACGUGAAAUUCGGGUUUUAAAACUACUGCACCAAAUAAGAGAGUACUGUGAUAAUUUACAAGCGAACCAUUGCGCAGAUGAUUCCCAAAAAGUUUCGGAAAAUGAAGAAAAACACCCUGUUGCUGCUAUAGGAGCUUUAAUGAAAUUUUCUUUUGAUGCUGAACACCGACAGACCAUUUGCACCUUGGGGGGUUUACAUGCAAUUGCUGAAUUAAUCCAGAUUGAUCACGAAGAACAUGGGCUUUCAUGUGAUAACGAUUGUACUACUUUGCGAAGAUUUGCUGGAAUGUCUUUAACUAAUUUAACUUUCGGAGAUGUUAGAAAUAAAUCUCUUUUAUGCAGUUUGGAUAAAUUUAUGUUAGCAUUGGUUGAUCAAUUAAAAACAUCUUGCGAAGAUCUUCUACAAGUAACUGCAAGCGUUUUGCGUAAUUUAUCCUGGAGAGCUGACGCUGAAAGUAAGCAAGUACUUCAAAAUGUGGGAGCAGUAACGGCUUUGACAAUAGCCGGUAUGAAGGGAAAAAAAGAGUCUACACAAAAAUCUAUAUUAUCUGCGCUUUGGAAUUUGUCAGCUCAUUGUUCAGCGAACAAGGUAGACAUUUGUUCUGUACCCGGAGCCCUGUCUUUUCUAAUAAAAAUGCUUCGUUAUAAUCCUUCUUCAAAUACAUUAGCAAUUGUUGAAAAUGCCGGUGGUAUUUUGCGAAAUGUUUCUAGUCAUAUAGCUGUUAAGGAUGAGUAUAGGCAAAUACUCAGGGAAAAUAAUUGUUUUGAAAUCCUUUUGGAACAAUUAAAAAGUCCAAGUUUGACAAUUGUUAGUAAUGCUUGUGGUACUCUGUGGAAUUUAUCAGCCAGAUGCGAAGAAGAUCAGAAUAAAUUGUGGGAAAUGGGUGCACCUAGUAUGUUGCGUAAUUUGGUUCAGUCGAAACAUAAAAUGAUUGCAAUGGGAUCCAGUGCUGCUUUGAAAAACUUAUUAACAGCCAAUCCAAACGGUUCGCUAACAUCAAGCAUGGAUUCUACAGCCAGAAGUUUAGGUUUACAAAGUUUACCUUCGUUAACGGUUCGUAAGCAACGUGCCUUAAAGCAGGAAAUAGAUAUUACAUUGACUGAAACGUGUGAUAAUAUAGAAUCAAACCUUUCACCGACUCACGAGGAUGAUACGUCAAAAGCUGUAGAUAGUGCCAAAGGUUUAGUCAUGUCUAUGCGAUCUAACAGUAGAGAGUCUGUCGUAUCUGCAAAAUCAGAUUCAGCUUGUGAGAAAAUAAAUAGAUUGACCGCAUUACAAAAACAAGAACCAUCUUAUAAAAGUGUGACCAUGCACGAAAGUUUAAAAGAUAGUAAAAUAUUGGAUAAAUCCGAUCAGAAAAUGAUUAAAAGGUAUAAAACGUCAAUGAUACCAACAUUAACUCAUAGAAAAAAAUUAAGUGAUAAGAAAUCGAGUUCGAAAGAAUCAUUAUUACAAGACAAAGAUACUGCAGCUGAUGGAGCUGCUUCCGGAGGAAAUAACGUGGAAGAAAACAAAACGAAACGGAAAAUCCCAGUUUUAAAGACCAGGCCAAAAAGUCAAAUACUAUCAAAUUUAAGAAAUCUACCCUCGGAUAACCCAAAUGAAAAAAUACCAUCAUCAUCAUCAUCUCAUUCUUCUUCUUUUGACAACGGUUGUGAUGAUCUCACAAAAAAAAAUGAUUCGCGCACAGAAAAUGUGAAAGAACAAAAAUCUAAAUUGAAUACCAAAAUUGGAAUCCCUACUAUCGAAACCAGAUCUCAAAAUACCUUGAAAGAAAAUACUCAAGAUAUGAAAUUAGUUUGUAAAACUACGGAUGUUCCAGUUUCAAAACAUCAACUAAUGAUGAAUUUACAAAGUAAAAGUGAUUCUAUGAAUAAAAAAUCAUCAUCAACAUUAAAUUUAAAAUGCGAUGAUGAUGAUGAUAAUGAUUCAAAAAAGGAACGUGAUAUCGAUGAACCUUUAAUUUUAUCAUCAAGUCAAAAAAAAAAUAAUAAUAAUAAUGAAUUAUUGGAACGAACGACGAAUUCUGAUUUGAUAAUAACAACAAAGGAAGUUGAAAAUGAUAACACAAAAGAAAUUAUUAAUUCGAAAUUAUUAAAUUGUCAACAAAACAAAUCGGAAAAAAUAAAUAUAAAAAAUUGUAAAUGUGGCGAAGAAUUUUGCACUUGUACAUUUAAAAGUGUCAAACCCGAGGAAUUUUAUAAAAAAAAAUUAAAGAAAGAAAAUUGUGGGGGAAAAUGGAAUGAAAACGAUGUAACUUUUCCAACGACGACAAAUAAUUUAUCAUCUUUCCAAUCGGAAAAUUAUAAAUCACCGACUGAUAAUAAUUAUUUAAUACCAAAUUUUAAAAUCGGUUCUGAAAUAACAAAUUUUUUCGAGUGUGAAAAUAUAAAAAAAAGUCAACAAGAAAUAUUCGAUAUGAGUUUUAGUAUAAAUUCACAAAUCUCUGUUCCUUCUUGCAGUUCAUUUUUAGAUACGGAAGAUUGUAGUUUGUUGGACGUAAGCGAUGAAACAUUAGAUUUUGACGAAUUCGAAACUUAUAAUAAUAAUAAUAUAGAAAAAAAAGAAUAUAAAUUUUUUAAUUCGAACAACGAUAAAUCUUUACUGUCAAAUGAUUUUAUUAGUUUACCAAGUUAUGGUUCGGUACCGUACGAUGCCCUUGAUUUAGAUAAUAGCAUAAUAUCAAUAGCAAGUUUAACAUCAGAAAUGGCGGAUAGUCAACACGGACAAGAUUUUGAUAUUGAAUCCAUCAUGUACAAUUCAAAAAAUUAUCAUCAAAUGGGAGACGAUGAAGAUAAUAAACAUUUUAAUGUUCAAUCUUUAACGGAAUCUAUUAAUCCUAAUAACACGUUGGAAUUUAAUAAAGAAUUACAAAUAAACGAAACGAAAAAAAAAUUUACACCCAAAGAGAGAAGGCUUGCAUCACAGGAUAGAUAUAGAACAUAUACGAUAAGAGAUUUUAAAGGAAAUUAUUUAAUGGCGGGUAAUAAAAAUGAAGAAAGUGUAGAUAAAUUAGAAGAAAAUAAAGACAAUCUGGAAAAAAUUUUUAAGAAUGAAGAAUUAUUAGUUGAAUCACAACAAAUAAAUUUGAAAAAUGAUUUGGGACCCGACGAAAGAAAAGAAAUAAUAGAAAAUGCAAAAUUGGUUGCUUUAUCUUUAAAAAUUGCCGUACAAGAUGUCGAAUCUCAAACGAGUUCGAUAUUUAGUAUUGAUGUCGAUGAAUCUGGAUUUGAUGAUGAUGAUGAUGAUGAAGAAACGGAAUUGCCAAGUUUAAAUUCUGAAGAUAGGUACGAAUAA